CAUUAUUUAAAUGUGUAACAAAAAAUAACACUUAUAUGAAAUGAAAAAAGGCCGUCAGCGCAACUUAAAUGACGAAAUAGUGUAAUUCUGCCAUUGACUGAUAUGAAAUGUAUCACUUGCACUGACUGCUUUUUAAACUACAGUAUAGUGGGACUAUCUAUACAAUAAAGAUUUGGCUAUAGAGAAGAAUGGAGACAGCUUGAGACCCCUCCACUGCCUGACAGCUGUGAACCUCCUUGUUCUUCAAAAAGACCCAUCAGCUGUCUCUUAUUGGGGUUGUUGCAGGAUUGUGUGGGAAUCCGUAUCACAUAAAACAUGUUUCCAUUUGUAAGGAUGUGCUGUAUGUUUUCUUUCCUCUGAUCAGGGAGAAAGAAGAUGUGCUGCACAAAGACACAACUCAAGCGGCUCACCAUGGCCACUGGCAUGGACAGGUUGCUGUGGUCAGUGCUGCUGCUGCUGCCAGUGUGUGGACUCUGUGAGGCUCUGCCAGAGAGCUGGCUGCCAGGGGCGUAUCAGAACACCAUGGGCGAUGCCCUGAGGUUCCUCAACGAUUACAACAGCACUGCCGAGGAGGUGUUCUUCAUGAGCACCUCCGCCAGCUGGAACUACAACACCAACAUCACAGACCACAACUCAGAGCUUCAGGUGAGUCAGCUCCUGGAGCCUCAGAGCUUGGAGGGCAACCUUUCUCUCAUGCUAAUGAAAUACCAUCAGCUGCCUUCAAGUGUCACAAUCAGACCUGAGGCUCGCUUCACUGCCAGCUUUUCUCUGAAGAACAGCCUGGAGAUGUCGGCCCACACCCUGCAGUACGGAGAGAAGGCCCGUCAGUACGACACCACCGACUUCACGGACAGCUCGGUCAAACGCAUCGUCAAGAAACUCAGCGACAUUGAGAGGGCCGCGCUGUCCAAGGCAGAACUGGAGGAGUACAACACUCUUAUAUCCAACAUGGAGACCAAGUACAGUGUGGCUAAGGUUUGCAAAGAUGAUGGUACAUGCCACCCGCUGGAUCCAGAUCUCCAGAAGAUCAUGGCAGAGUCCAGGGAUUAUGACGAGCUGUUGUUUGCCUGGAAGGGAUGGAGAGAUGUUGCCGGCAAAGUGCUUCGCGAGGAUUACAAGAGAUAUGUGGAACUGGCCAACACAGCUGCCAAACUCAAUGGCCACUCUGACAAUGGGGCUUUCUGGCGCUCCCUGUACGAGACCCCCACCUUUGAGGAGGACCUGGAGGCUCUGUGGAAGGAGCUGGAGCCGCUCUAUCAGAACGUGCACGCCUACGUCCGCAGGUCUCUGUUUAAAAAGUAUGGCUCUGAGCGCAUCAACCUGAAGGGACCCAUCCCUGCUCAUCUGCUGGGCAACAUGUGGGCGCAGACGUGGUCUGGCAUCAUGGAUUUGGUCAUGCCCUACCCAGAUGCCAGUCAGGUCGAUGCCACUCCUGCCAUGGUGGCCCAGGGAUGGGACGCCAAGAGAAUGUUUGAGGAAUCAGACAAUUUCUUCACCUCUCUGGGUCUGAUCAGAAUGCCAGAAGAGUUCUGGAACAAAUCCAUGUUGGAGAAGCCGUCUGACGGACGCGAGGUGGUGUGUCACGCCUCUGCAUGGGACUUCUACAACAAAAAAGACUUCAGAAUCAAACAGUGCACUGUUGUGACCAUGGACGACCUGAUCACGGUUCACCAUGAGAUGGGUCACGUCCAGUACUUCCUGCAGUACAAAGACCAGCCCGUGUCCUUCCGCGAUGGAGCCAACCCCGGCUUCCACGAGGCCAUCGGCGACGUGCUCGCCCUGUCCGUGUCCACGCCCAAACAUCUGCAGAGCAUCGGCCUCCUGGACAAAGCAGAGAGCAACUAUGAGAGUGAUAUCAACUUCCUGAUGAGCAUGGCGCUUGACAAAAUCGCCUUCCUGCCUUUUGGUUAUCUGAUGGAUCAGUGGAGAUGGAAGGUAUUUGACGGGCGCAUCCCAUCGAGUGAAUACAACAAAGAGUGGUGGAACCUCAGAAUGAAAUACCAGGGACUGUCUCCACCUGUAACCCGUACUGAGGAUGACUUUGACCCGGGGGCAAAGUUCCACAUCCCCGCUAACGUGCCAUACGUGAGGUACUUCGUUAGCUUCGUCAUCCAGUUCCAGUUCCACAAGUCUCUGUGUGAAGCCGCCAAGCAUACCGGGCCUCUUCAUACCUGCGAUAUCUACAAGUCUAAAGAAGCUGGGACGCUUAUGGGUAAUGUGAUGAAGUUGGGCUUCAGCAAGCCCUGGCCCGAGGCGAUGAGCAUGAUCACCGGCCAGCCAAAAAUGAGUGCCCAGCCUCUCAUGGAGUAUUUCGAACCGCUCAUUAAAUGGCUGGACGAAGAGAACAACAAGAACCAAGAUAUUCGUGGGUGGCCCGAGUACGACUGGAAACCAAAAACAGGUGAGUUAAAUUUUCCGUAAUAAAGUGCUUUCUGGUCUGAGUGUGGACGGUGCUCUGCGUGGGCCCAGUUGGUCGGGGUGUCGUGGGUCGUUGGUUCGCCACCUCUAUUGGGCUACAAGUUCAGGAAGUCAAAAAGGAUCUGGAGUCCUCAUCCACAAUGGAGCUAAAGCAAAAGGGAUAAUCAUCAGUGGUGGCUAACUGUUGCUGCACAGAGUACCACUCAUGUGACAUCAGUGUUCUGGACAGUCACUUGAUGAAAUUGCUUUCUUUUUGGUCGGCCUUUAUCUAGUCUUUGUAUAUUUGUUGAUACAUUUGGAGUUGAAAUAAUUUUUUGCCUAUGCAAAAGAAACAUUACAAUUUUUGUAUUAUUUGCAAUAUUUGAAUGGUCGCGGAAACGGUUAGAGGAAAAUGAUUUAAAUGAAUGUGUGUACGUUCAUUGAUUGCUUUGUGGAAUUAUUGAUUGUUUUUUUCUCUCUUGCCUGAGUCCUUUGCAUUUUUCUACUAUAAAUACUUAAAUAU
Molecule: messenger RNA, 2920 nt
Organism: Notothenia coriiceps (black rockcod)
Lineage: Eukaryota; Metazoa; Chordata; Actinopteri; Perciformes; Nototheniidae
Gene: ace
Product: angiotensin I converting enzyme (peptidyl-dipeptidase A) 1
Exons: 15
Coding region: 376-2421 (681 amino acids)
Biological process (GO): proteolysis
Cellular component (GO): plasma membrane
Molecular function (GO): peptidyl-dipeptidase activity; metallopeptidase activity
Source: RefSeq, a predicted model, not a curated record